Molecule: messenger RNA, 2007 nt
Organism: Theobroma cacao (cacao)
Lineage: Eukaryota; Viridiplantae; Streptophyta; Magnoliopsida; Malvales; Malvaceae
Product: O-fucosyltransferase family protein
Biological process (GO): pollen-pistil interaction
Source: RefSeq, a predicted model, not a curated record
UUCAUUCUUGAAAAAUAUUGUUCUUUUUGAUAGUCCAUAGCAUUUUUUUUUUGAAAAUUUCAGUAGAAGGGAAGGGGAAUGUAUUUUUAAUCGUCUGCUGAUGUUGUCAUUGCGGUCUUCUUGGUUGUCAGGAUGGUGAUGGGUUGGCGUCCUUUUGGUUCAAGGGAAUUCAGGUUGCUUUGGCCCUUGUAUGGAUUUCUUGUGGCGGAGAAGUGCGGAUUUCAAAGCAAGAUUCUGAUAUCAAAGGGACAUUUUUUUAUGUCAUUUCUUUUGGUAUGUGCUAAAUCUGUUGUUGAAUUCUUCUAUGGUCUCUUUUCAAUGAGGUUGGUUGUGAGAGGGCUGUAAGUUUGUGAAUUUUAAAUGGACUUGUCCUCUAACUGUAAGCAUUCGAGGUUAUUCGGCUGCCAUUUGACUUCUGUAACAUGCAAAUGUCUUGCUUUGGUCACUAUUGCUCUGUUUUUCAGAGUUAUAUUGCUUCAUUCAUUUUCUGCCAACAGUGCGAUUGAAUGGAACAAUCUGGAUUUUAUUCUAAGCCGUUCUUUGUUGUUGAAUUCUGAUGGUGGGAUUCGUGGAGAUAAGUUCUUGGAGGCUCCUCAAAUUGUGUGGGGACUAAACAAUCAGAAGAUAGCAUUUGCGAGAGCUUGUCUAACUGCUAGAAUGCUGAACCGAACUCUUUUGAUGCCAAGCUUAAGUGCUUCACUUUUCUACAAGGAAAUUGACCGCUUGCAGCCUAUUUCCUUUGAUAAAGUCUUCCAGUAUGAUAGGUUUAAUUCACUUUGUAAUGGGUUUGUGCGGUUGGGUCGGUACUCGGAUCUUAAGAAUCAAUCAGGAAUAUAUGAUCUCCAAAAGGGAAGUGGAAGAAAGUGGACUGUUGAGAGAGACCUGGAGCAGUUGAAGCGAAGUAGCGGAGGUUCAGCUGAUAAGUAUGAAGUGAUUAGAAUUGUUGGAAAGAAUCCGUUUCUAUGGCAUGAUCAUUGGCCUGUUAAAGACUAUGCAAGGGUCUUUGAGUGCUUAGCUUUGGUUGAUGAGAUAGCAAAAGAAGCAGAUAAAGUUGUGUCCAAGAUUAGGCAGGUAGGAAGAAAGCUUAGGAGCAAAACUGAGCCAGUAGAAAACAAUUUUGAUGCAGAGGGUUCUUCAUUGCCGCCAGCUCCUUACGUAGCAGUCCAUAUGAGGGUAGAGAUAGACUGGAUGAUUCACUGCAAGAAAUUAGAGCUAAGAUCAGGCAUAAGCCAAAUUUGUAGUAGCAAGCAAGAAAUUAUGGAAAGAGUGGGGAAAAUUGUCAGCUUUGAAUCUCCCACUGUUGUUUAUCUUGCUGUUGCUGAUAGCCUCCUCAAUGAUUCUUCAAUAUUGGGUCAUUGGAAGAAAGGAUUGCUUCCUUUUGAGAAGAAGAAAUUAGGGGUUGAUGGAAUCUACAAGAAGCAUCCAUAUCUCAUUCAGUCAGCAAUUGACUAUGAGGUGUGCUCAAGGGCUGAUAUAUUUGUAGGGAACAGUUUUUCCACUUUUUCUAGCCUCGUAGUUCUUGAGAGAACACAAAAGAUGAUCAGAAUGGGCACCACAAGCUCAUGUGGCAUUGAUGUUAGGUGGCCAUCUUAUGCAUACAAUAUACCAGAUGAAUCAAAUGGGCCUCAGAAAUGGAUGACUAAUAUGUCUGAUUCAAGUCUUAAAGCAAUUAGUUAUGGUUCUAAUGUCAUCUCAUGUUGAAGUUUAUCCCUGCACAAUUCCCCACUUGCUGAUGGUAUUAUCACCAUUCAGCAAUUUUUGAACCCAAUUGAUCCUGCUGGUUGAAUGGUUCUAAGGAUUUAUAGUGUAAAGAAAAGCAAUAGGAGAGAAUAUCGAGAUACAGUGGAAUACUGAAAUAGGUAUAGUUUCAUUUUUGUAAUUUUGGUGUUUCGCUCACUUCUCUUUGAUAUAUCACAUGUUCAUAGAGAACAUAUUCAUCUUGAAACCAUAGUCCAUAAAUUUGCUUAUUGUUUGUUUAUAUCCUCAUAAAAUUUUACUUUUUGGUUA